This is a messenger RNA of Cololabis saira (Pacific saury), 2588 nucleotides long. RefSeq names its product protocadherin gamma-A2-like. Gene Ontology annotation, cellular component: plasma membrane. The record is from RefSeq and is a predicted model, not a curated record. The coding region runs from base 171 to 2588 and encodes 805 amino acids. Gene Ontology annotation, biological process: homophilic cell-cell adhesion. Lineage: Eukaryota; Metazoa; Chordata; Actinopteri; Beloniformes; Belonidae. The transcript has 2 exons. Gene Ontology annotation, molecular function: calcium ion binding.
GACGAUCGGGCAUUUUUGUGGAGAAGGAUAUGUAAAACAAAGGUUUCUACCCUCGAUAUAUUUUUCGCUUCUGUCACGGAAUUUUACCUCAUGAAUUGAGGCAGGGAUUGUAAUUUUGUGUCUUUUUUAUUGAACAUAAGCUGGAACCUCAGCCUGGCGGAAUCAGAACAAUGAAUCGGCAAGUACUGUUGUUCAUCUCUCUCGGUUUCCUAGACGCAGUGUUUGCUCAGGCUACAUACUCUAUUCUGGAAGAAAUGCCAAAAGGGUCAUUAGUUGGAAAUAUAGCUCAAGAUUUAGGUCUAGAAACGAAACGUUUGAUAUCAGGUAAAGCUAAAAUCUACACCAGGAAUAGCAAGGAGUACGUCGAACUGGACCGAGAAAGGGGAGUCCUCCUCGUCAAGGAGAGAAUGGAUAGAGAGGCACUGUGCACUGAAACCCCACUCUGUGCUUUACAUUUUCAGAUUAUUUUGGAGAAUCCUAUGGAAUUGUAUAGUGUCACAGUGGAAAUCACUGAUCUUAAUGACAAUGCACCAACCUUUGAAAAAAAUGAGAUGUCAUUCAAAAUAAGUGAAUCAGCGGUUACGGGCGCAAAAUUUGUCUUAGAAAGAGCUGUGGAUCUUGAUGUUGGUAUUAAUGAUCUCCAGGACUAUGUCCUGAAACCAAAAGACAAUUUUGCUCUUCAGCUGCGCAAUAAUGCUGAUGGAAAUAAAUACGUAGAGAUGGUGUUACAGAAGCCUUUAGACAGAGAAAAACAAGAACAUAUAUCUCUCAUAUUAACGGCUGUAGAUGGAGGAGAGCCGAAAAUGUCAGGAACAAUGAUGAUUGUAAUCACUGUUUUAGAUAUUAAUGAUAAUGCUCCAGUUUUUACACAGCAAAUAUACAAAGCUACAGUAAUAGAAAAUUCACCCAAAGGAACAAUUGUUUCUAGAGUUACAGCUUCAGAUGCAGAUGAAGGAUCAAACAGUAAAAUAACCUAUUCAGUGACAAACACGUUAGACAAUGUCAGGAAUGUAUUUAAGGUAAAUGAACAAAACGGUCGAAUAUCAUUGAUUGGCGAUGUAGACUUUGAAAAAUCAAAACACUUUCAAUUACAUUUACUGGCUAGUGAUAGUGGAGGAUUAACCGAUUCGUGCAAAGUAAUUGUUGAUUUGCAAGAUGUAAAUGAUAACAAACCAGAAAUCAGCAUAAUAUCAAAGUCAAACCUAAUAUCGGAGGAUGCUAAACUCAGUACAGUUGUCACGAUGAUAAAUAUUGAGGAUCGAGACGCUGGAAGCAAUGGGAACGUGAAAUGUUUUAUUAGCGAACAUACACCAUUUACUUUGACAUCGUCAACAAAUAAUUUUUAUAGUUUGGUGACCGAUAGUGAAUUAGACAGAGAGAGGGAUUCUGAGUACAAUAUCACAGUAACCUGCUCUGAUGAAGGCGUCCCCUCCCUCUCCAGCAGCGUCACUCUCAAUUUACAAAUCGCUGAUGUGAAUGACAACUCACCUGCAUUUGAGAGGAGCUCAUAUGAAGCCUACAUUGUAGAAAACAACCGACCAGGUGUGUCAAUAUUCUCAGUGAAAGCUAUAGACUCGGACUGGAACCAGAAUUCCCGUGUUUCUUACAUAUUGGAAGAGUCAUCUGUUAACGGAGUUCCAGUCUCCUCAUAUGUGUCUGUUAGUGCUGAUAGUGGAGUCAUACAUGCAGUACGCUCUCUUGACUACGAGCAAAUCAAAGAUUUCCAGUUCCACAUCAAAGCUCAGGAUGGAGGUUCUCCUCCACUCAGCAGUAAUGUGACUGUGAAAAUACUGAUCCAGGAUCAGAACGAUAACCCUCCUCAGGUUCUGUAUCCAGUCCUGACUGGUGGCUCUGUGGUGGCUGAAAUGGUGCCUCGUUCAGCAGAUGUGGGCUAUCUGGUCACUAAAGUGGUGGCUGUUGAUGUGGACUCUGGACAGAAUGCCUGGCUCUCCUAUAAACUCCAGAAAACCACAGACAGGGCGCUGUUUGAAGUGGGCUUACAGAAUGGAGAAAUCAGAACUAUCCGCCAAGUCACUGAUAAAGAUGCUGUGAAACAAAGACUGACUGUUAUUGUGGAGGACAACGGACAUCCCUCUCGUUCAGCUACAGUCAUCGUGAACGUGGUGGUGGCGGACAGUUUCCCUGAAGUUCUGUCGGAGUUUACUGACCUUUCACAGGACAAGGAGUACAACGACAACCUGACUUUUUACUUAGUGCUGGCUCUGGCUGUAGUCUCCUUCCUCUUCAUCACGUCUUUAGUGGUUAUUAUAUCAGUGAAAAUCUACAGAUGGCGACAGUCUCGAAUCCUGUAUCACUCCAGCCUCCCUGUGAUUCCAUAUUAUCCACCACGUUAUUCGGACACUUUGGGGACAGGGACUCUCCCACAUGUGUACAAUUACGAGGUGUGCAGGACGACUGACUCCAGGAAGAGUGACUGUAAGUUCGGGACAGCUAGAAGUCAGAACGUGUUGAUAAUGGACCCCAGCUCUACAGGAACGAUGCAGCGAUUGCAGACUGAGAAGAGCAUCCUGGAUGAACCCGACUCUCCUUUAGAGGUUAGAAUGGUUUUCUUUUCUGGCCGCUGUUGA